AUGAAUGAUGCGUUUAUUGCUAAGAGGGUUUGGAGUUUCUUUAAUAAAGCAGACCAGCUUUGGGUUCAUGUUUUAAAAGUUAAGUAUGAGUCGAGGAUAAGAAGAGAUGGUUGCUUUGUGGAUUGUAAUGGAGAUUCUGCAUUAUGGAGGAAUAUGUGUAGAAUUUGGAGGGAGAUGGAGGGGAGGCUAAGAUGGGAAGUUGGUAAUGGUAAGGAUAUUUUGUUCUGGUAUGAUAAUUGGCUGAACCUGGACCAUACUUUGCAGGAUUUAGCCAACAACACGAUUUCUAUUCCUAAUGGUGAUCUGCGUGUGGCGGAUGUGGUUAAGCCAGAUGAGGAAUGGGAUUUCGAGUCUUUAAGUAUUUGGUUCCCUAAAAAUGUCAUUGAUAUUUUUCGUGGAACUCUUCCACCGUUGGGUGAUGAUGGACCUAAUAUUAAGAAGUGGGAGCUAGAUGGGGAUAAUCUGGUUUCGGUCAAGGCCAUUUACAAGGUUUUAGCUGGCCAAGAGCUAAGUGUGGAUCUGUUUUGCGAUAGAUGGACGUGGAUGUGGAGAAAUGACCAUGUGCAUGGUAAUGUUUUACCUUUGGUGACUGUGAGGGAAAGUACAAUCUGUAAUCUAGUUAGAGAUAUUAAGGAUGCUUCGUUUCCUGGUGAUGGAGUGGUAAAGAUCAAUACAGAUGGAGUUGCUAGGGGAAAUCCUGGAUUAGCUGCUUAUGGAGGCUUGAUCCGUAAUUCCCAAGGGAGGUGGCUAGGAGGUUUCGCGUACAAGUUGGGCUUAUUAUGUUCUUCUUUCAAGGCAGAGCUUUGGGGUGUCCUUAGGGGUCUGGAAUUGGCCUGGAAUGAAGGAAACCGAAAUAUCAUCAUUGAAAGUGAUUCAUCUAGUGUGAUCACUGUGCUUACCAGAAGUGGGGAAGCAGUCCGAGAGUGUCAUUUGAUUGCUCGCUUUCGGACAUGGAUUAAUAAAAGUUGGUCAAUGACUUUCAUGCAUACCUACAGGGAAGAAAAUAUUUGUGCUGAUUGGUUGGAAAACUAUAUUAUUGAUAUGGAAGAGCAUAUUCUGUAUCAAAUAUGGAGAGAUCUUCCCCCUGGUAGUCAGCAUUUGCUUUUUGGUGAUCUCACGCUGUGUGCCAUUCGACAAGGAGAUUCUGAAAUUGCCGAGUCUUGGUUUGAUCAAGCUGCUGAAUAUUGGAAACAAGCUAUAGCUCUCACUCCCAGUAAUUAUAUUGAAGCACAGAAUUGGUUGAAGAUCACAGGGCGUUUUGAAUAA
This is a messenger RNA of Gastrolobium bilobum, 1266 nucleotides long. RefSeq lists its product as uncharacterized. Lineage: Eukaryota; Viridiplantae; Streptophyta; Magnoliopsida; Fabales; Fabaceae. The coding region runs from base 1 to 1266 and encodes 421 amino acids. Gene Ontology annotation, molecular function: nucleic acid binding; RNA-DNA hybrid ribonuclease activity. The record is from RefSeq and is a predicted model, not a curated record. The transcript is spliced from 4 exons.